AUGUCGGCGUCUGAGACAGCUACCACCCAUGUUUUUUCAACUGUACCCAUCUACCAGCAGGUCUGGUUCAUCGUCCUCAUCAGUGUUACAAGCGUCGUUCUUUUCUUCUGUCUGGCGGUUUUCGUGGCUACUCGCAGAGAGAAACGGGAUCUGGAAUCACAGCUCGAAAAGGGCCUCGGGGAGAUGACGACUUCGACUUCGACUUCGACUCUAGAGGAUCCGACGGGUUUACCGACCUUACCUCGGGAGAAAAAAGGUCUAUUGGACGGGGGAUUGUGA
This is a messenger RNA of Marasmius oreades (fairy-ring Marasmius), 279 nucleotides long. RefSeq lists its product as uncharacterized. The record is from RefSeq and is a predicted model, not a curated record. NCBI's taxonomy places the organism in Eukaryota, Fungi, Basidiomycota, Agaricomycetes, Agaricales, Marasmiaceae. Bases 1 to 279 code for a protein of 92 amino acids. The transcript has 2 exons.